GGUGAUCUAUUGACGUUUGCCAACAUUCUUGAGAAGGUGGCAUCUGCUACUCUCAUCGUACCAACAACAGAGGCGCUCGGUCAGCUGAAGUGGAAUUGGUUCCACAAAUCGAACGCUAUGUAUGAUUUCGAAAUCUUCAGCCAACUCGCCCGUCUAAGCCCACCUGCCGGCAUCUUCUUGAUCUACUACCCGCAUCUCUUCGGCGUCUCCACGCUGCGAUCGUGCAGCAAACCCCACAGCUAGAAGUCGCACACCCCGCUCUGCUCAUGUUCGGCGGCAGCUUCUUCUCGAACGCAGGACACAUCUGGAACGACCUCAUUGAUGCCCCACUAGAUGCCAAAGUCAAGUGCACCCGCCAGAUCCAUCCCAAGAGAGGCUAUCUCGUCGGCUGCAGCGCUGCUUUUUGCGAUCACCCAGGCGGUGGAUGCAGCAGCUUUUCUGCCUUUUGUAGGGAGAGGUGUGGUGCAAAGCACGCAGUAUGCGCUCCCCGCUAUCGUUGGCUCGACAUAUUAUCCCUGGGCGAGAAGACACACACACGCCUCACAGCUAGUCCUGGGCUUUUAUCUUGCGUGGGGUAUCGUGAUGGGGUCUUUGGCUCUGGGCAAGGUGUGCUUUUAUUUCGGCACACGAAACAACAGGUCCCCUGUGGAUCCAGCCGCGCUGUGUCUGUUCAUGGCGAAUGUUCUCUGGACGAUGAUCUACGACACCAUCUAUGUGCACCAGGAUUUGAAGGACGACGUCGAAGUUGGGAUCAAGAGUCUGGCAGUUUCCUACCGUGGGUACAAUAAGGGGCUGCUUUGGAAGUUACUGGCUUUGAUGGCUGCGUUCCCGGUGGCAGCGGGGUGGCUAAGCGGCACCAGUUUACUCUUCUAUGUUCCGGCAGUGGAAGGCUCCGUCACAUCUCUGGGUUUGAUGAUCGGAAGAGUGGAGCUGCAGAGAACUGAAAGCUGUGGGUGGUGGUUCGGUAACGGGUCUUGGUACGCGGGUGGCUCGAUUGCAGUGGACCUGCUUGCUGAGUACAUUUACACGCAACGGUAUUCUUGUGCUGGAAGCAUGUGUCGCCAGACACUUUCUUUGGGACCGGUAAAUUCCUCUGUAUAGGUCACGUGCGACCACCUCAUACAUGUCUUCCCAUCAACGAACUUCCGUCACUCUCGCUGACGCCCAGACUCUCAUUGCCAUACGCAGUGUGCGCCGGCUUU
This is a messenger RNA of Macroventuria anomochaeta, 1202 nucleotides long. RefSeq lists its product as uncharacterized. The coding region runs from base 334 to 1101 and encodes 255 amino acids. The transcript has a single exon. Gene Ontology annotation, biological process: ubiquinone biosynthetic process. Lineage: Eukaryota; Fungi; Ascomycota; Dothideomycetes; Pleosporales; Didymellaceae. Gene Ontology annotation, cellular component: mitochondrial inner membrane. Gene Ontology annotation, molecular function: 4-hydroxybenzoate polyprenyltransferase activity. The record is from RefSeq and is a predicted model, not a curated record.